GGCCUGAGCCCGGGGGCUGCGUUUCCGGACCCGCUGGCCACAACCGCCGGGGGUGCUCUGAAGAGGAGCGGUGGCGGAGAGGCGAGCUCGCGGAGCAGCUCCGGCAGCGUACUCCGAGGCUCCGCGGGCAUCUGUCCGCAGGCUGCCUGGCUUCGGCCGCUGCGAUGCGGCCGGCGGCGUCGGUGCGCACGGGCGGGAGCCGGGAGCGGGCCUCCGGCGGCCCAGCGCCCCCAGAAAAUACAAGAGACAUCAUAAUGAUAUAUGAAGAAGAUGCUGAGGAAUGGGCUCUGUACUUGAUGGAAGUUUUUUUACAUGUUGUGAAAAGGGAAGCAGUCCUGUUAUAUCGCUUGGAGAAUUACUCAUUUUGGGAUUUGGAAUUGCUGAGCUUAAACUCUUACAAAUGUAAACUUUUGAUAUUAUCAAAUGGCCUGCUUAAAGACCUAACUCCAAGGAAAUGUCAGUUUCUGGAAAAGGUACUUCAUUCACCAGAAAGUAUGGUUACUCUGCUGUGUGGGGUGACGAGUUCAGAUCAGCUCUACAAAUUACUAAAUAUCGCUGGAGGCAAAUGGGAGAUGUCUACUGAGCAGGAGCCCCAAGAUUACAUCGCUGUAAUCGAGAGUAUCAUAUUCAGAGAUUCUGAAGACUACCUUGAGGUCAAUAUUCCAACAGACCUAGGAGUGGAACAUUCUGGGGAAACAAGUAAGAGAAAAGAAAUUGAAGAAUUAUCAAAAGCUUCAAGAGACACCAUACCCCUGGCAAUGGUGCUUCCUACUGAAAUUCCAUGUGAGAAUCCUGGUGAAAUAUUUAUUAUUUUGAGAGAUGAAGUCAUUGGUGAUACUGUGGAGGUUGAAUUUACAUCAAAUAGUAAAUGUGUUAGGACACAGCCAACCUGUUGGAAUAAGACAGUCUGGCGGAUGAAAGCUUUAGAUUUUCCUGCUGGCUCUGUCAAUGUCCGCAUCUACUGCGAUGGAGUCAUUAAGGCCACAACAGAGAUGAAAUACUCUACAACAGCAAAGGCUAUGGAAAACCUACUGGGAGUGGCACGUCCAGGAGAUGGUGUGUGCCAGAAAGACAUUGAUGAACUUGAUGAUAUUCUUACAUCCAUAUUCAAACGUGAGAUACCAUAUUAUGAGUUUCGAUCAUUCCAACCUGAAAUCGAUCCUCAAAAAGAACACACUCAUUUCAAAGAACUCCCAACUCUUCUCCACUGUGCAGCAAAAUUUGGUUUAAAGAACUUGGCUAUUCAUUUGCUUCAAUGUUCAGGAGCAACCUGGGCAUCUAAGAUGAAAAAUUUCGAGGGUUCAGAUCCAACACAUAUUGCUGAAAGGCAUGGUCACAAAGAACUCAAGAAAAUCUUUGAAGACUUUUCAUUUCUGCCAAUGUCUCCCAGGAGAAUCACUCUGAAAGGUGGAUGGACAAAGAGGAUCCCAGAAGUUAGCAGAAAUGAUGAGCAAGAAAAUGACUAUGAAGAUGAUAGUACCUCACUACUUACAUAUUCUCCCACCACACAGAACCCAGCAUUUCAUCGCGCAAGCGGGCGGACAUCAUACAGGCGGCGUGCAGAAGGAGCUGAGGCCCAUGAACGGGCGAACGAAGAAGAAGAGAAUGCAGGGGGCACAGAGGCCGAGCAGAGCCUAGCAGAGGUUGGCGGUGGGGAUUCUGUGAACGAGUAUGAUAAUGACUUGUAUGUGUUCAUUCCUGGAGACAGUCCAGAACAUAAUUCACCAGAGCCACUCAUGAGCUGCAGACCCCCUCUGCCCCCGCCACGACCUGUGGCUGCUGCCUCCCAACUGGAAACACCGCCCUGCACGUUACAGGCAGGAAAAAUGGUGGAAGGCCAGACGGAAAGAAGUCAAAAUUGGCGUGAUCUCGGAGCAAGACAAGAAACAGGAGGUGACCCCAAAGAAGAAGAAAAGAAAGAAGAUGAAAAGGAGCAGGGGAAGGAGGAAGACCCGUACACGUUUGUUGAGACUGAAGACAGUGACUAUGACGUGAUACUGGCCAAUAUGAGUACAAAGAAAAAAUUGGGGAGUCGGUCUUUUAUUAUAAACAGACCUCCUGCCCCUACACCUCGACCCACAAAUAUCCCUCCAAAAGAGGAAACCACACCUUACAUAGCUCAAGUGUUUCAACAAAAGACAGCUGGAAGACAAUCUGAUGGUGACAGGUUCCAUGGUCCUAAGAGACAAGACAGAGCUCGGAUGGAAAGUCAAGCCUUUUCCACUGUGGACUGUCUUGCUGCUGGGCAGGAAGAACUCAUCCUCUUGCAGGAGAAGGUCAAAAAUGGGAAACUAUCUGUGGAUGAAGCCCUAGAGAAAUUUAAACAUUGGCAGAUGGGAAAGACUGAGCUGGAGAUGAUUCAGCAGGAAAAACUACGCCAACUACGAGAUUGCAUUAUUGGGAAAAGGCCAGAAGAAGAAAAUGUGUCUGAUAAACUCACCAUUGUGCACCAUCCAAAUGGUAAUGAAAGUGCCCGCAACGAAAAUAUGUUGUAUAACAUACCCUUCCGCAAUAAGCUUCCUACUCGACUCCAAGUUGAAAAGGAAUUUGGUUUCUGAUGCAGGAAAGAUUACUAAAGAAGGUUAUUAUAAUGAAACCCAAAAAUAUGCAGACACUGUGCUUUCUGAAUGAAGCAAGCUUGCAUUUGGAUUGCCUGCUGUCUUCAGGGAAAAUACUAUACUAUGAAUGCAGAAGCAAACCUCUGGAUUUCACAGUUUGUUAUUGCCACAAUUUAUUGGCAUUAACUUGCUUCAGAUAGGUAUAUUAAGAUUCAAAUUGAAUGCCAUAGAGCAAUUGCAUUCUUUGACAAUUCUUGCAUUUCACAAUGCAUUUUGCCACUGAAGCAGCUGUUUCCCAUUUUAACAAUUAAAGGAAAACAAGAACAGAGAAGUGAAAUGCUCUGUAACAAAGUUAUUGCGCCUGUUUGAAGCACUAACCUUAACAGUUUACUCCUCUGUCCUUAGAAUGAACGUGAAAAUACAGAUUUGUUUCAUACAUACUUGCCUUUUAAGUGGCUGGUCCAUAUCCUAAAUUUCUGACAUUCAAAGCUAUAAUUAUUAUCAUCACAUCAUGUUUUCAAAAACCUUCCUUUAGUGACUAUUUGCAUAUAACCUUGAGAAUAUUAUUUUUUUAACUUUCUAUAUCUCAAAUUAAUAUACAUUUCCACAACCUACAUUCUUUAUUAAAAGGCUUACAAUUUCAGCAACCUAGGUCUUAGAAACAACUUACUAGCUUAGAAUAGAACAGAGUUUUAUCAUUCUAUGAUUUUCCAUGUAUGGUUCCUGCAAAUAAAAUGAAUGUUUAAAACUAUGUCUGACUUUCCAAAAUAAAUGUAUAAUAAUUAACCACUAAA
Messenger RNA from Callorhinus ursinus (northern fur seal), 3352 nucleotides. Lineage: Eukaryota; Metazoa; Chordata; Mammalia; Carnivora; Otariidae. The record is from RefSeq and is a predicted model, not a curated record.